UGUCACCCGGCUUCCGGCACUCAGUUUGCGUUCAAAUCUCGUCCAGGAUGGGUGACUUUGGCAAGAUUCCCGGCCGUAAGCGGCUGCCCCUGACGAUGCUCCUCCUGCUGACGCUGUUGCAGUUCUUCCGGCACAUGGAGGCCAUCGAGUGGACACUCCCGGAUGUGAUAGACUCGGUGGGCACCGUGGGCGCCAGUAUAGUGGAUCCCAGUCUGCUGCCCACGCCCCAGGGGCUCCUCGACGGCGGCAAGCAGCUGAUAGCCGGCUAUCCCUUUGAGUUCGUCUCCAGCUCUUUGAGCUACAUAUGCUCCCAGGCCCUGGCCAACAACAAGAUCAAGUCCAAGUUCACGCCGGACAUCAACCUGAUGCACUUCCAGCUCCGUACGCCCUGCGCCAAGAUCAACUUUCCGCUUACGAAUCCGGGGGCCAUGUGGCACAGCCCGGAAUUUGAUCCCAAGAAGAAGGUGGUCAUCCUGGCCACCGGCUGGACCACCACCGUGAACGGAUCGGACACCAUAGAGGUCUUCUCCAAGGCCUACAACUGCCGGGGCGACGUCAACUUUGUGGCCGUGGACGCUGCCCGAUUCGUGGAUACCCUGUACACCUGGAGCGCCUUCAACACGGAGGAGAUCGGCGAGAACAUAGCCCUCGGGCUGGUGAAGCUGCUGGACGUGAUGCCCGUGGAGAACAUCCACCUGAUCGGACACAGCCUGGGCGCUCACAUCGUGGGGGCGGCGGGCAGGCACUUGACGCGUCUCACGGGAAGCGUAAUUCCACGGAUAACGGGCCUGGAUCCGGCCAAGCCGUGCUUCAACGAGGGCGAGGUGCUCUCGGGUCUGUUGCGCGGAGAUGCCAAGUUCAUCGACGUGAUCCACAGCAACUCGGGGGUGCUGGGCAAGCGCGAUCCCCUGGGCGACGCGGACUUCUAUCCCAGUGGGCUGAGUCCCUUGCCCGCCGGCUGCUACUCCGUGGUGUGUGCCCACGCCAGGUCCUGGGAGUACUACGCGGAGACCGUCUAUCCCGGCAACGAACGGAACUUCAUGGCCACCCGCUGCAGCUCCCUGACCCGCCUCCGAGAGUUCCGCUGCCCGGGCGACGAGAUACCCAUGGGCUAUGGCGUACCGCAGGGCUCCAAGGGCAACUACUUCCUGGAGGUGAACCCCACCACGCCCUACGGCAUCCACGCCUCCAUCGUCCGCUCCGCCCACCUGGAGACCUGCGGCACCUGUCCGGACAGCAGCAGCUCCACGUCGUCGACCACCAGCCAGCCAGUGACCACCACCACGGCAAAGUCCAAGUCCUGGUUCUGAGGAGGAGGUUCUCCUCCGGCGGCCCAUCUAUUUAUAAUCUAACUACCGCCUAGGCUAGAGCUACCACUUACUUAACUUACUUAACUUUUUUAUGAUCAGACAGAGCUACCUGGUUCGUUUUGACCCGAUUGCGGUCGAUAUGCAAUAUACUAUUUUUGCCUUCUAAGCGCGUUGACAAUUCAAUUAAUUUUGUUAUGUGUUUAAUACAUGAGUUCGGAGUUUCGGAGCUGAUCGACCAGGGAAUACCCUAUGUGAUAGUCUUAACUUGUAAGAGUUGAGAAGCUAAGAAGUCAGAGGAAAUAAAUGAUCAUCUUUACGAACUAGA
Messenger RNA from Drosophila ananassae, 1635 nucleotides. Its product is annotated as vitellogenin-1. The record is from RefSeq and is a predicted model, not a curated record. Gene Ontology annotation, biological process: lipid metabolic process. Lineage: Eukaryota; Metazoa; Arthropoda; Insecta; Diptera; Drosophilidae. Gene Ontology annotation, molecular function: lipase activity. Bases 48 to 1310 code for a protein of 420 amino acids. The transcript has 3 exons.